Molecule: messenger RNA, 1119 nt
Organism: Spinacia oleracea (spinach)
Lineage: Eukaryota; Viridiplantae; Streptophyta; Magnoliopsida; Caryophyllales; Amaranthaceae
Exons: 3
Coding region: 142-843 (233 amino acids)
Molecular function (GO): protein-disulfide reductase activity
Source: RefSeq, a predicted model, not a curated record
AGUGAGGACAUUUCUUGGAGGCUUGGGGCUCAAGCAAGCCAAGGCCCAUAUAAAAAAUCUUCCCAAAUUUUCACUCUCUCUCCUCCCAUUUUCCCUUACAACAGAAACCAAAUACUCCGCCAGAAAAAGAAAUCAAAGGCCAUGACCGAAUGUCGAAUGAGCUUUAGUCCAAUGCGGAACGUUCUACUUCGAGCUCUCACUCUCAAAUCAAAACCACCACCACCGCCGCCGCCGCCGGUGUUUUCCUCCCUUUCGAAGCUUUCGCCUCCUCCGACACAUCCACUGUCCUCUCCCACCGCCGGUGCAGUGGCUGAACUUGCCGACGACUAUGAUGAGGGAAUCGACCGCCUCCAUACGCCUCCAGUUACUGCUUUCAAGCCCGUUGUGUUGCCCGAUCUCCUUCAGCCGCGUGUUGUCGUCUUUGACGGCGUCUGUCGUCUCUGCCAUACCGGUGUGAAGUGGAUUAUCAAGGCUGAUAAGUAUGGGAAGAUCAAGUUCUGUUGCCUUCAGUCUAAGACUGCUGAACCAUAUAUGGAACUUUGUGAUAUGGAAAGAAAGGACGUGCUUCGCCGCUUUAUAUUCAUCGAAGGUCUAGGACAAUACCAUCAAGCUUCCACAGCUGCAUUGAAAGUUCUGUCAUACUUGCCAUUCCCCUAUUCAGCUUUGAGUUCUCUGAUGAUAAUUCCAACUCCAGUGAGGGAUGCUGUCUAUGAUUACAUUGCUAAAAGACGCUAUGACUUGUGCGGAAAGGAGGAAGAAUGUCUUGUUUUGAAGGAACCAGAGAUGCUCGAGCGGUUUAUUGACAGGAAAGAACUUCUGGAGCGACGCCAGUCAAAUGUGUAGAUGGUUUUGCAUGAUGUUGUCGUGCAUCAUAACCGUGCAGUGUUCUUGAAAAAGUUAUUACAGUCUUAUGGUACAAGUAUGUAGUAGUUGUAAAUACUAAAUAGUGACAUGAACUGAUGAAAGGCAGAGUUUAUUAGUUGUAAAUACUACGUAUGACGGUAUGAGGUUCAAUCUCUGGCAGUGUAACUUGAUGUUAACUGAAAAAUCAGUUUCUAAGUUUGUUUGUGACUUUUGGUGAUUGAAGAAGCCAAAAUACCAUUCGGCCUAUUAUUUCGA